Megalops cyprinoides (Indo-Pacific tarpon) is the source of this 2827-nucleotide messenger RNA. Its product is annotated as cAMP-specific 3',5'-cyclic phosphodiesterase 4D-like. NCBI's taxonomy places the organism in Eukaryota, Metazoa, Chordata, Actinopteri, Elopiformes, Megalopidae. The record is from RefSeq and is a predicted model, not a curated record. Gene Ontology annotation, biological process: signal transduction. Gene Ontology annotation, cellular component: cytosol; perinuclear region of cytoplasm; nucleus. The transcript has 15 exons. Bases 650 to 2821 code for a protein of 723 amino acids. Gene Ontology annotation, molecular function: 3',5'-cyclic-AMP phosphodiesterase activity.
CCGCACACCGCCUCAGCUGGGAGAGAGGGAGCGAGAGAGAGAGAGAGAGAGAGGGAGAGACGGAGGCGGGAGAGGGGAAUGGAUGGUGCCGGAGCUUUGAAGCAGCAGACAGACACAUGGAGAAGCUCAGAAACUCAGCGAGAGAGGAGCGCAGAGCCAGAUAGGAUACGCUGUCUGUGUGCGCACUCAGCUGUGUCUCUCUCCAGAGGGAACUCUCUGCACUCUCUCUGAGACUUUCACAGGCUGCGGGGGACUGUGGAUGGCUGUCUGAAAGCUUGCACUGGAUGACCGGGAGGAACCUCACCUGAGCUGGACACUCUGAGGACUGACAGUGCCACUGGAGGGAUAAGCUCUCAGAGAACCACCUCGUCUGGGUUCUGUUCUCAGAAGGAGAGAGAGACUCCUAAGCAGAGAUGAGAUGAGAGAUCUUCCCUGAAGCUUGAGCUCAAAGGGAUUUCACGGCUGAUAUUUAUUUUUCUUUUCUAUUUUGGGAUGAGGGGGUUACCUUUCAUUAGAGCAGCAAUGGGAACCAGAUUGCGUCUGAGAAGGCCAGGGCUGCCAGAGGGAAGCAGAAGAGACCCGCAGUGAACCCUGCAGGGCUCUGAGAGACGGGAGCGAGUCGCACGGAGACUCAGAGACGCGGGGAGACAUGAGUCUGCCCACAAACUGCGGCUCUUCCUCCGCUGUGGAGCGGGCCUUUAAACUGCAGAACGGGAGCAUCUGUGGGUCACCCUGCGCCGUCAACCGACCCAUCAACAUCGUGCAGAAACGCCGGCGUUUUGAUGUUGAAAAUGGCUUGUCAGCAAGCCGCAGCCCGCUGGACCCCCAGACGAGCCCGGGAUCCAGGCUCAUCCUGCAGGCAAACUUCCCCCACAGCCAGCGGCGGGAGUCCUUCCUGUACCGGUCCGACUCGGACUUCGACCUCUCGCCCAAGGCCAUGUCUCGCAACUCUUCCACAGCCAGCGACCUACAUGGAGAAGACAUGAUUGUGACUCCAUUUGCACAGGUCCUGGCCAGUUUGCGGACCGUGAGGAGCAAUUUUGCAUCCCUCACUCACCUGCAGGAUCGGGUGGCCGGCAAGAGAUCGUCUGGCAGCACCACUCCGAACAUGUGCAAGACCAGUCUGCCAGAGGAGCCUUCUCAGAAACUGGCCAUGGAGACGCUGGAGGAGCUGGACUGGUGCCUGGACCAGCUGGAGACCCUGCAGACACGCCACUCUGUCAGCGAGAUGGCCUCCAACAAGUUUAAAAGGAUGUUGAACCGAGAGCUGACGCAGCUGUCAGAGACCAGCCGCUCAGGGAACCAAGUGUCAGAGUUCAUCUCCAGCACCUUUCUGGAGAAACAGCAUGACAUGGAGAUCAUGUCCCCUCCUGCGAAGGAGAAGGACAAGAAGAAGAGGCCCAUGUCCCAGAUCAGCGGGGUGCGCAAAGUCGCCCACAGUCCCAGCCUGGUGCCCUCCAGCAUCCCCCGCUUCGGGGUGAGCACCACCCAGGAGAGCCUGCUGGCCAAGGAAUUUGAAGAUAUCAACCGAUGGGGUGUUGAUAUUUUCAAGAUAGCAGAAUAUUCGGGGAACCGGCCCCUGACAGUCUCCAUGUACACCAUCUUCCAGGAGAGGGACCUGCUCAAGUCCUUCAAGAUCCCCGCGGACACCUUCAUCACGUUCAUGAUGACACUGGAGGACCAUUACCAUAGCGACGUGGCCUACCACAACAACAUCCACGCAGCUGACGUGGUGCAGUCCACCCACGUCCUGCUGUCCACCCCGGCACUGGAGGCGGUCUUCACAGACCUGGAGAUCCUGGCAGCCCUGUUCGCCAGCGCCAUCCAUGAUGUGGAUCACCCCGGCGUGUCCAACCAGUUCCUCAUCAACACCAACUCUGAGCUGGCCCUCAUGUAUAAUGACUCCUCGGUGCUGGAGAACCACCACCUGGCCGUGGGCUUCAAGCUACUGCAGGAGGAGAACUGCGACAUCUUCCAGAACCUGAGCAAGAAGCAGCGGCAGUCGCUCAGGAAGAUGGUCAUCGACAUGGUCUUGGCCACAGACAUGUCCAAACACAUGAACCUGCUGGCUGACCUGAAGACCAUGGUGGAGACCAAGAAGGUGACCAGCCUGGGGGUCCUGCUGCUGGACAAUUACUCCGACCGCAUCCAGGUUCUGCAGAACAUGGUGCACUGUGCCGACCUCAGUAACCCCACCAAACCGCUGGAGCUGUACCGGCAGUGGACCGACCGCAUCAUGGUGGAGUUCUUCACACAGGGAGACCGGGAGCGGGACAAAGGCAUGGAGAUCAGCCCCAUGUGUGACAAGCACAACGCCUCCAUCGAGAAGUCCCAGGUCGGCUUCAUCGACUACAUUGUGCACCCUCUGUGGGAGACGUGGGCGGACCUGGUGCACCCUGACGCCCAGGAGAUCCUGGACACGCUGGAGGAUAACCGGGAGUGGUACCAGAGCAUGAUCCCCCACAGCCCGGUCGGAACCCCUGAGGAGCGGGAGAGGGAGGGCGGGGCCAGAGGAGGUGGGGCUGUGGGGGGCGGAGCUGGCAGUGUGAUGACCGGCGACAAGUUCCAGUUCCAGCUGACCCUGGAGGAGGAGGAGGGGGAGUCGGAGAGCGAGAGUGCGGCGGAGGAAGAGGAGGCCUCCAGGACAGGCGCCGUCAGCAGGCUCCGGCCCCCGAUGCUCCACGCGCGCCGCGGACUGGCCGCCAUCGCCGUGGGCGGGGCCUGCAGGACGUUGGCUCUGACCUCGGAGGUGGACGCUUCAUCGGACUCUGAGGAAGAGGAGGAAGGGAACGAUGUGUCCUGCCGUCAGCUGGGCACGUAACAUUGG